ACCCCACCCCACCUCCGCCCUUCCCUCUCAUCACCCACCCUAGUUUUUUCUUGCCUCUCUGUCCUUGUUAGCACGAAUUGCAGCAUAUCUGUAUUUUCAGCGAAUACUUAUUUGUUCUGUGUCUACUUUUCCAAACCCGGAAAGUCGGUGCGGCUCGGAGGCGGCAGAAGGUGAGUGCCACAGGCACAAUGAGUGAAUCACAAAGCUCUCUAACCACUGUGAUACUCCUGAUUUUCCUGCUGGCCAUCCUCAUCGUGGCACUGAUAUACCUGUAUAAGAAGCUGAACCGGGAAACAGAUGACAAGUACACGGUACAUGAGCUCAUCUAUGGUGAGGAUGGGGCUCGACAACGCCUGCAGAACGGCGUACAGGCCCUCGAAAGCUCGCUGGGGAUCCGGAUUUGGCCCCGCAAAAGAGAAGAGGCAGAGGGAGAAGAUGUAGAGGAACAGAGAGAGGAGCAUCAGGAGGACAGAGUGGAGGUUCCUGACAUUGAGCAGGGUCAAGAGCAUGAUGAGACGAGCCUGGACAAAAAGGCAGAAGAAGAGGACGACUCGGAUGACUAUUCCAGCAUGGAAGGGGUCGACCUGAGAGAAAAGGCAAAGCUGAAGGAGAACAUGGAGGAGGGAGAGAACGAGGAAGAGGAGCGUGAAGGAGGUGGUGCUGGCUCGGGGGUUGGUGGUGGACUUUUGGUGGACUUGAAGCAGUUUUCAGGUAGCGCAAUCUGGCAGGAGGAGAAGGUUGAAGUGACGGUAGACAGCUGUGACCUGACUGCCCUGUGAAAGAUGGAGCCUUCCCCAGCAGACACGGGUUGGUGGUUAUGGGCAGGUAUAGGUGUGUCUGUCUAAGGAAUACAGAGAAACAGCAGCGGAAGGAACAGAGUAACAUGAUGUUGUAAGGUAACAGUGGUCAAUGUUUUGUAUAGGAUAGGACAUUUUUGCUUUGUACAGUUUUAUAGUUAAUUUACAUGUGUUUUAUACGAAAUGUAUUUUAAAAAUAAAAAAUAUUUUAAAGGAA
Molecule: messenger RNA, 1014 nt
Organism: Paramormyrops kingsleyae
Lineage: Eukaryota; Metazoa; Chordata; Actinopteri; Osteoglossiformes; Mormyridae
Source: RefSeq, a predicted model, not a curated record